Molecule: messenger RNA, 845 nt
Organism: Leptonychotes weddellii (Weddell seal)
Lineage: Eukaryota; Metazoa; Chordata; Mammalia; Carnivora; Phocidae
Source: RefSeq, a predicted model, not a curated record
UUGAGCUUCGGCUAGAUGCCAGGCUCUGGGCAUGUACAACCCCCUUCGCUCUCAUGACCCCCAUUUAACAGAUGAGAAAACGUGCAAGAUGACCUCACCCGCCCAAGGUCACUUGGCAGGCGGGGAGACCGUUCCAGAAGGACCUUGAUGAUGCGCUGCCUGACUACCCCAACACUGCUUCGGGCCCUGGCCCAGGCUGCACAUGCAGGGCGUCCCACUGGCCGGAGCCUCCACAGCAGCACAGUGGCAGCGACCUACAAGUUCGUGAACAUGCGGGACCCCUCGAUGGACAUGAAGGCGGUGACCGACAGGGCGGCUCAGACCCUGCUGUGGACUGAGCUCAUCCGAGGCCUGGGCAUGACCCUGAGCUACCUGUUCCGGGAGCCUGCCACCAUCAACUACCCAUUCGAGAAGGGCCCACUGAGCCCUCGCUUUCGGGGAGAGCAUGCACUGCGUCGGUAUCCAUCGGGAGAGGAGCGCUGCAUCGCCUGUAAGCUUUGUGAGGCUGUCUGCCCCGCCCAGGCCAUCACCAUCGAGGCUGAGCCGCGGGCCGAUGGCAGCCGCCGGACCACCCGCUACGACAUCGACAUGACCAAGUGCAUCUACUGUGGCUUCUGCCAGGAGGCCUGCCCGGUGGACGCCAUCGUCGAGGGCCCCAACUUCGAGUUCUCCACCGAGACGCACGAGGAGCUCCUGUACAACAAGGAGAAGCUGCUCAGCAACGGGGACAAGUGGGAGGCCGAGAUCGCCGCCAACAUCCAGGCCGACUACCUCUACCGCUGACGCCCCCCGCCCGGCUGGCCCGCGGCCCCUGCCGCCCAAUAAAAAAGCUCUGCCCUCCCGCA